Messenger RNA from Triplophysa dalaica, 1463 nucleotides. It is a transcript of the gene c18h1orf174, whose product is annotated as chromosome 18 C1orf174 homolog. The transcript is spliced from 3 exons. The record is from RefSeq and is a predicted model, not a curated record. Bases 104 to 634 code for a protein of 176 amino acids. NCBI's taxonomy places the organism in Eukaryota, Metazoa, Chordata, Actinopteri, Cypriniformes, Nemacheilidae.
ACUCUUCUUACGUAGUUUAUCGGAGGUAGGUGGAGCUUAAGCUGUCACCGGAGAUAAACACUCGCAGGAUUCCACGCGCUCGGUGUAGACGCCCAAAUUUUAAAUGAGGGAAAAGCAGCGAGCAGAAAAGAGGAGAAUCCUGCGCCGUUUGGUGCAGAGAUCAGCGUCUGAUAUCUUGAACGCGAGCAGAGCGCGACAGAUGGCUGGCGACGGCGAAGAGGACAAACGCUUCCCAAAGAGUCCGUUUCACGGCGAGGGAGACGAAAACGCCAGCGCGAAUGAGAACGAAAACGUCAAAAUUCCGCCCGGUAAAAAGAUUUCGAGCGACGCUCGACGUGGGAAAGAACAGCGCGGUAAAGAGAAUUCUAGCGUUUUGACGCACUGCCGCACGAGCAGCUCUACAGAGGCGAAAAUGGACCAGACGGUCGUUUGCGGUUCCCAGACACGGGUAGACCCGGGGAUCUUCGUCGACGAGGACAGCAAUCACAUUUUCCCGGUGGAACAGUUCUUUGGGAACAUGGAUGUUGUUCAGGAAUACCAACGCAGAUCUCCAGGCAGCAAGAGGAUGAGUCGGAAGGAGUACAGGAGUCAGCAUUUUUAUGCCAAAGAGGACAGUGAAGACGAGCAGCUAUGAGCAUCACUUUCACAGACAGAGCUUAAGCUACACAUACUCAGUAUGCCACAGUCUGGACAUUGAGUCUGACGGAGUCCAGCAAAUUGACCGAAUCAGAUGUUAAAAUUUGCAUAAUUGGUGAAGUGAGUUAUUUUAUUUUAAAACCCUUGUUUUAUCUGCAUCGAGACAACGGAGUAUGUGUAAAGCAAGAAUUGGGCACUCUGGAUAUCAUGAUGAGUAAUCAUUCAUGUGGUCAUUUUAUCUUUAUGAAAUGAGGUACAAUAGCGAUACAGAAAGUGUUUUAUCAUUGCGGCUCCAGUUAUAAAUUUAAGAACUUUACACGUGUACCAUACUCGUGUAGGGUUAAAAGAUUGUACAGGAAGAGGGAUUUUGUUCUGGUUCUAAUGGAAGUUGUAUAAUACGACAAACUGAAUAGUUUGUAAGUUGAUCCUGUAACACUGGCCAGCCCUAAUUUAUCUACCACUAGUCCUUCCUUGAUAUGCUCUUUAAUCAACAAAUUAAAAAAAGUUUCUAUACAGAUAGUCAUCAGUCAAGUGCCUCAUGUAGGACAAAUUUACUGUUCAGACGUUGUAAGCAAUUUGAACAAUAGUUUGUAUACUUCUAAUGUUGAGAAUUUGGCACUUUAAAAAAAUUCUCUGUUGAGAAUGAUAAGAUUUGUUUUGGAAAAACAGACAUAUGCUUAAGAUUUGGUGCUGUGUAAUUGGAAAUAAUAGUAUGCUACUUCUGUGUUCUUUGAUAUGUAAAUAUUUUUUAUAGGUUUAAAACCUCAAAUGAAGUCCUGUUUGUCAGGAGUUUUUAAUGUAAAUGAAAAGUAAAAAUUUUAAAUGGA